This is a messenger RNA of Nicotiana tabacum (common tobacco), 553 nucleotides long. RefSeq lists its product as uncharacterized. The record is from RefSeq and is a predicted model, not a curated record. Lineage: Eukaryota; Viridiplantae; Streptophyta; Magnoliopsida; Solanales; Solanaceae.
UCUGCAUCAACAAGCUAAGAUAAAUCACUUACUAUACUCUUAAGAAAAAUCAAUGGCAGUGAAAGGUUUUGCGGUGUUGUUGUUUGUUGCAAUGCUUCUCAUGUCAACAGAGUAUUCCAUGGCUCAACAACGUGAUCCCGUAUGCGCAGCAUUAUGCGCAAUUAGGUGUGGAACAAGGCCUGUAUGCUUAGCUAGGUGCCUUGCUGGUUGCUUUAUUGCAAGUAAUGACACCUUAGACGAAUCUCAUUCUACUUCAGUUGAAGCUAGAAACCGCGUCUGCAAUGUUGGAUGUUCCCUUGGCCAUUGUUCCCAAUUCCUAUUCCAAUAUGAUAACGAGAAGUUUGGAACUUGCAUGGCAAACUGCAGUGAGAACUAUUGCAUUGGCAACAGUACUCUAGAGAAAGCUUAAGAAGCAAGCAUUUGCUCUAAGAAAUAAGUAAACUUUGCCACAGUAUGUGUCUGUGAUAAUGACACUGUGUACUCCUAUAAAUAAGUGGCAAACUCGUGUUUUGUGAUCCAAUUAUCUAAUAAGAUCUUUUCAGUUCAGUCAAUA